AUGGAAAGAUCAUAUUCAACAAUUGACAAAACCUCAUCAACCCAGCAUUUAGAGGCUGAAGAGUUUACUCCUCUUAAAAGCCUGCCUAUCAAGAGUUUAAAAGUGUUUAUUUUCAUGAAGCCAAGCAAAAAAGUACUAGAUCCUUAUAUUAAGAGAGUUAUCGAGUUCCUUCAAAGAUUUUCAAUAUCUUGAUACGUGACUGAGCCUGUGAUGCAGCUACUCAAAGAGUCAUUUAUCGAGCCUGCGGAGGUAGAAGAUGAUCAGAGCAGUUCAUACUCAGAUACUACAAAGAUUGACCUUGAUUGUAUUGAGAUUUUCUCUGAAGAAAACCAAAGUUCUAUCAAUAGAAUAAUUACAUUAGGAGGUGAUGGAACUGUUGUGCAAGCAAUCAAACUUUUUGUCAAAGAUAAAUGCCCAGAGAUGAUCACAUUCGGUCAAGAGUCUAUUGGAUAUCUGUGCUGAUUUGAAGGCUCAGAGUACGAAGAAGUCUUAUACCACUCUCUUAUCAAAAUUGCAGAAGAUAGAAAUGAUUACGACAUUUUUAUUGAUUUUGAUGAAGACAAAAAGUAUGGCAACCCAUAUGUUGAAAAGAAGGAUAGAGUUGUUCUGAAGGUUCUCUUUGAUGGGUUAGAUCCAGAUGUCAGCUCAAAGAUUACUCCUGGGAAAACCAAAAAACCCAAAUUUGGAAGCUUAUAUGCAUUAAAUCAAAUUAUUGUAGAUAGAGGCUCCUUUAACUAUCUCACAAACUUGGAAUGAUAUAUUAACAAGAAUCCUCUAACAGUGAUUCAAGGAGAUGGAGUGAUACUUUCCUCUUCUACAGGCUCUACUUCUUACAACAUGUCUGCUGGAGGAAGUAUUGUGUAUAACUAUGUAAACUGAGUCUUACUAACUCCAAUUUGCCCUCAUUCACUAUCAUUUAGACCUCUCAUUCUUCCUGAUGAUUGUAUAAUAACUUUAAAAGCCUCAGAAGAUUCUCGUGCGGAAUACUAUAGCGUCAGUAUUGAUGGAGACCACACUUUUACCUUAAAAAGAGGUGAAAAAAUUGACAUUCAAGGAAGUUUAUGCUCCCUUCCCUUUGUCACCUUUAAUCCAGUAGAUCCAAUGGCAGAAUGGUGCAAACGUCUGAACAGCUCUCUUCAUUGGAACUCAAGGCCUGUUCAGAAGAAUUUCACAAAUCAAAACGAAUCAUCGAAAUAAAGAAUUGAUAAUUCUUUAUAUCUCAGAAAACUAUGGUCAAAAGGUUGCUCUAUCUGGAAAGUUAUUAUUAAAGAAACUUCUGAGAUCUUUCAUUUCUCUUAUCAAUG
Molecule: messenger RNA, 1304 nt
Organism: Moneuplotes crassus
Lineage: Eukaryota; Ciliophora; Spirotrichea; Euplotida; Euplotidae
Source: the annotation of a GenBank genome assembly